Molecule: messenger RNA, 1748 nt
Organism: Sorghum bicolor (sorghum)
Lineage: Eukaryota; Viridiplantae; Streptophyta; Magnoliopsida; Poales; Poaceae
Product: pto-interacting protein 1
Exons: 8
Coding region: 417-1505 (362 amino acids)
Biological process (GO): protein phosphorylation
Molecular function (GO): ATP binding; protein kinase activity
Source: RefSeq, a predicted model, not a curated record
CGGAGUUUUCUGACGAGACGACCAACGCCACACGGAGACGAGACGACGGAGGAGACAGUAGACUCGCUGAAGGCAGGCAAAGCUGCUGUAUAUAAAGCUCGCUCACGGCUCACCGCUGGUGACCGCACAGCCAGCAGCUCCGUCCGCCUCCGCCCGUCGGAACUCGGAGAAGGCCUGCCUACCCCAGCUGCCCUUCCUACUCCCUUCCCUCCGCCGUCCUCCUCCCGCCGCCGUCUCGCAUCGCCGCCCCGCCUCGCUCCCGUCGUUCCUGGCCGCCGGGGGGCUUCCUUCUUCUCUGUCGCUGGCUACGCGCGUGACGAGGGAGGGAGGAGGAGCCGUAGCGCGUGGAUCCAGGGCCAGCGGCGUCCAUCCCGCGUGACAAGGGACAAGGAGACGGUUUUGUCUUUGGGUAGAACAUGUCGUGCUUUGCAUGCUGCGGUGAUGAAGAUACCCAAGUACCAGACACCAGGACUCAAUACCCAGGACACCAUCCAGCAAGGACAGAUGCAUACCGCCCUGCUGAUCAACCUCCCAAGGGUCCUCAGCCUGUGAAAAUGCAGCCAAUUGCAGUCCCUGCUAUUCCUGUAGAUGAGAUUCGGGAGGUGACUAAGGGUUUUGGUGAUGAAGCCUUGAUUGGUGAGGGCUCCUUUGGCAGAGUAUACUUCGGUGUUUUGAGAAAUGGUAGGAGCGCCGCGGUCAAAAAGUUGGAUUCUAAUAAGCAGCCAGACCAAGAAUUCUUGGCGCAGGUGUCUAUGGUAUCAAGGCUGAAGCAUGAAAAUGUUGUUGAGUUGCUUGGUUACUGUGCUGAUGGGACACUCCGCGUCCUUGCUUAUGAGUUUGCUACUAUGGGUUCUCUUCAUGAUAUGCUUCAUGGAAGGAAAGGUGUUAAAGGGGCUCAACCCGGUCCAGUCUUAUCAUGGUCACAACGUGUGAAGAUAGCUGUGGGGGCAGCAAAAGGCCUCGAGUAUCUUCAUGAGAAAGCACAACCCCAUAUCAUACACAGAGAUAUUAAGUCUAGCAAUGUUCUUCUUUUUGAUGAUGAUGUAGCUAAGAUAGCUGACUUUGAUUUGUCAAACCAAGCUCCUGACAUGGCAGCUCGGCUUCACUCAACUAGGGUUCUUGGAACUUUCGGAUAUCAUGCUCCUGAGUAUGCAAUGACUGGGCAACUCAGCUCUAAGAGCGAUGUAUAUAGUUUCGGAGUUGUUCUUCUUGAGCUAUUGACUGGAAGGAAACCUGUCGACCAUACAUUACCAAGGGGACAGCAGAGUCUUGUGACUUGGGCUACACCAAGACUUAGCGAAGACAAGGUUAGACAAUGUGUUGACUCAAGACUUGGAGGGGACUAUCCUCCGAAAGCUGUUGCAAAGUUUGCAGCUGUUGCCGCCUUGUGUGUUCAAUACGAAGCAGACUUCCGGCCAAACAUGAGCAUUGUUGUCAAGGCGCUACAACCCCUGCUGAAUGCGCAUGCGCGGGCGACUAACCCAGGAGAAAAUGCUGGGUCAUAAGCUUUGCUUCUCUCCCCCGCCUCUUGUAUGAUAGAUAAGUAAGAUAUAUGAGUCGUCGAUGUCGUUCUUGCGGACAUGUGGCUGGCAGCGUGUAACAUUUGUGAUUAUUCUUCCCCUGAGUUGUAAACAAGAUUCUUGUAUCCCCCACAAUAUUUGAUUCUUUCUAUCGGUUGCAAGAUGACCUGUUUAUUGGUGCUGUUUUUUCUUUAAGAGAUACCUAAGAAAAACUUGCAAGCUUUAUUA